This is a messenger RNA of Cannabis sativa, 2598 nucleotides long. RefSeq lists its product as uncharacterized. NCBI's taxonomy places the organism in Eukaryota, Viridiplantae, Streptophyta, Magnoliopsida, Rosales, Cannabaceae. Gene Ontology annotation, molecular function: RNA-DNA hybrid ribonuclease activity; nucleic acid binding. The record is from RefSeq and is a predicted model, not a curated record. The coding region runs from base 1 to 2598 and encodes 865 amino acids. The transcript is spliced from 6 exons.
AUGGACUGCAGACAUCUCUUUCAGGUUAGAAUUUCUCAGGAGGAUCAAGAUGGGACCACCCUCUGUCCUACUCGAGAUGAAAUCAGAAGUACGUUAUUUGCCAUGAAUAACCACAAGGCUUUUGGGCCGGAUGGAAUGUCAGUUCUCUUUUUCAAGCACUAUUGGGAGUCUGUGGGCGAUGCCUUCUGUGAUGCGGUUGCUGAUUUCUUUGAAUCUGGCAUGAUGCAUCGAGGUAUCAAUUCGACAACUGUGGUUCUCAUCCCAAAAAUUCAAAACCAAAAAUACCUAACCAUUUCAGGCCUAUAUCUUUGUGUAAUGUGUUGUACAAGGAAAAAAGGCAAGGAGGGAUACUUUGCUAUAAAGAUUGAUCUUGUUAAAGCUUAUGAUAGGCUAAACUGGGAAUCCAUUGAUCAUGCUCUUGAUUGUUUUGGUUUCCCCCAGAAAGUUCAUAAUUGGGUCACCCAGUGCAUCUCCACCACCUCGCUCAAUGUGUGCCUUAAUGGAGGGAUGGUGGGUAAGAUUAUACCCUCCUGUGGUCUUAGGCAAGGGGAUCCUCUUUCUCCCUACCUCUUUAUUUGUGAUGCUGAAGUUUUGUCGAGACUCUUGGAAGAGGAUCUUGCGAAGGGAGUCUUUAAGGGCAUUAAGUUAAGUAGGGGAGGUCCGGUCCUAACACACUUAUUCUUUGCUGAUGAUUUAAUCCUGCUAGGUCAGGCCACUGUGAAUGAAGCCAAAGGUUAUUGGAAUUUCCUAGAGAAGUUUUGCUCCUGGUCUGGUCAACAAGUGAACAAGCUCAAAACGUCAAUAUUCUUUAGCAAAAACACAACCAGUGGAAUGAGAAGAAGCAUUAAGGAGGCCUUGGGGUGGAAAGCGAAAACACUUUCCAAAGCAGGGCGAGCCACCCUAAUUAAAUCUGUUGGUUUUUCGCUUCCUCUUUAUGCCAUGCAAACAACCAAACUUUCUGAUCGAAUGGUUAAAAGGAUAGAUGGUCUUGUCAGGGAUUUUUGGUGGGGUUUUGAGAAAGGAAACCAGGGAUUGCAUCUAAGAGCUUGGGAUAAACUUUCCCUUCCUAAGUCUUUAGGAGGUCUUGGUUUUCGGAAAACGAAUGAAAUGAAUCUGGCCUUCUUGGCCAAAUGGGAUUCUGACUCGUGGUUCUGGAAGAAUGUGGUCAAAGCAAAGGCUAUUCUGAGGAAAGGGGCUUGUAAGCUUGUGGGUCAUGGUAGAGACACCUGCAUCUGGAGGGAUCCUUGGAUUCCUCAUUUAAAAGGUUUCAUUCUGAAACCAAUAGGAGAAAUCUCGCCUAACUUGAAUUGUGUGGCCGAUCUCCUCACAGAUUCUAGCUCAUGGGACACUUCUAAGCUAAAAAGGUUGUUUGAUAAAGACACGGUCUCUGCUAUUUUGAAAGGAGGUAAUCCUUUGAGCCAGGAUGUGGAUAGAUGGGGUUGGAUCCUAGAGUCUAAUGGGAGGUUCACGAGUAAAUCUUCUUACCUUGCUCAAGCUCUAGAAAGAGCCAGCCAUUGUGAGGUGGCCCAUUUGCUGUGGAAUAAACUAUGGAAUAGUAAAGUUCUAGAACGGCAUAAGAUCCUUUGGUGGUGCAUCCUCUCUACGGCACUCCCUGUCAGAGCAGUCAUUGGCAGAAGAUUUCAAAUUGAGGAUACCAGAUGUCCUCUAUGUGGUAGGGGGAGGAAUCUGUUGAACACCUUUUUCUUUCGUGUGAUGUGGCGUUACACAUUUGGCACUCCUCUCCUUUGGGGCAUAUAUCCGAUUUGUGGCAAUGGGAUUCGUGUUUGGGACUGGAUAAAAUUUCUUUGGAGCCUUAAAAACAAGGGUAUCCGAGAGGAGAAGAUACAUGCUUCUCUGGUGACGCCUCCGACUCCAAUUUCGGAGGAAAAAUGGAAUCCACCCCCUGAGGAUUGGAUCAAACUGAAUUGUGAUGUUAGAGUGGGACGGGCAAGCAUGUGUACAGCUAUUGUUGCUAGGAACCAUCAGGGUAAGGUGAUCCGGAUCCACAUGACUCAGUUGGACUUUUCGGAUGCUUUGUGCAGAGAAGCAGCAGCUUGUUGUUCAACCAUUUCUCUGGCUAUUGACUUAGGGUUUAAGUUUAUUAUAAUUGAGAGUGACUCGAGACUAGCUAUCAAUGUUCUCAAUGGGAAGGAGUCCCAUUGGGCACUUGAGAACUAUGCCUCCUUUUGUUUGAGAUCCACUCCUUCUUUUAUUAGUUGUAACUUUAUGAAUAUUAGUAGACAUUGUAACUAUGCGGUCCAUAAUGUGGCUAAGUGGACGUUUACCCACCAGAUAUUUGGUUGUAUUCCAGUCUCCGACUUGCAGGAGAAUCUGCUUUCUAGUUCAUCUUCUGCUGCCUCAAUAUCUGCUAAUAUUAAUUCUAUUCCGAUGCUUAAUGGAACCAAUUUCAAGGAUUGGAAAAGGAACUUACUUAUAGUUCUGGGAUGUAUGGAUUUAGAUCAUGCAUUAAGGAAUGAACAACCUGCACCUCUCACUAAGGAAAGUUCCCAUGAUGAUAAAAGGGAAUUUGAGAGGUGGGAUCAUUCAAAUUGCAUGAGUCUAAUGAUUAUGAAACACAACAUUCUAGAAGCCUUUUAG